GGGCACCAGAGCUAGGACGUAAACUGUUCUGCCACUAGCAGUUAUAGCCUGAGCUCUCAGUAGAAUUGACAAGGUGACCUGCAGUGUCCUUCUUUUAGAAAAUCAAAAUCUGCAAAGAAAGACCUCAACCAAAUGGAGGAUGAAACAUUUCAAGAUGAUCUUCAGACUUAUAAAAAAAGAAAUUGCCUUUCCUACACCCAGAGAUCCAACUUCCAUAUCUAUGUUCUGCUGGCAGUCUCUUUUCUCCUAACAGUUAUUUUCUACAUUGUAGUUCUUUCCAAAGCCACAAUUCUUUCAUCAGAAGUGAACAAAAUAAAUAUGGAAUUUCCAGUACUAAUGGCUGACCAUGAUAAGAAAUUGUUCCCGUGUGGCCCUAACCACACACAGUGGGAGUACUUUAAUGAGAAGUGUUAUUACUUCUCUCUGAAGAAGGGUACCUGGAGAUGGGCCAAUGAUCAAUGUAGGGAUAAUCGUGCACAACUGGUUGUCAUCAAUAAUAUGGCUGAACAGAAUUUCCUUCAGACACGAGCCAGGAAUGAACGUCAUUGGAUAGGGCUUACAGACAUAGAUGUAGAAGGAGAAUGGAAAUGGGUGGAUGGUAGCAAUUACAGAAAUGGAUUCAGGUAUUGGAAGCGAGGGGAACCUAAUAAUGACGGCAGGAAUGAGGACUGUGCGCAUCUCUGGGGCAAUGGAGAAUGGAAUGAUGUUUACUGCACAUUCUUAUGCUACUACAUCUGUGAAAAAUCCUUGCCAAGAGUCUUCUAAACAUCCUCACAGCACAGGGGAACUGAGGGCCUAAUUGCCAAAUAGUGCAGAUUUUACCAAGGAGAUGUCUUAUAUCUCACUUUUAAAGACAUUAUUGUUGUUUUCAUUGUUAUACUUUUAUAAAUCCCAAAUGAUUUUCUUACUAUUACUGCCAA
Python bivittatus (Burmese python) is the source of this 920-nucleotide messenger RNA. RefSeq names its product hepatic lectin-like. NCBI's taxonomy places the organism in Eukaryota, Metazoa, Chordata, Lepidosauria, Squamata, Pythonidae. The record is from RefSeq and is a predicted model, not a curated record.